UCAACACCGCUCAACGAUCUGUGCUGUGUCAAAUAUGUCCGGCUACGAAGUUGAACACAACAUCCCCGCGGACCAACGACAAGAGCCCGUUCGACGUCGGCCUGAUCUGGGCACAUUCUUCAGCACCCUCGAUCUCGUAGACACGUCUGGAUCUCGCCAACCACAAAAUUCGAAUGCCCUACCUCUGCCACAGGAUGUUAGCGCAGCGUUCAGAACAUUGGCCAAUGCCUUCGAGAUGAUGAGAACAGGAGGAGCUACGCAAGACGAUGGAAACUCCGAGCUGUUGGGAAACCUGGUGCAGAGUCUGAUGGAUAGUGCUGAGCAUCCUCCUACGGAAGUAGAGGGUGUAUCGGACGAGUUCAUUGCGCAGUUAGAACGGAUACCAAAAAAGCAGCUGGAGCGAAAGCCCGAUCAGAGCUGUCCAAUUUGCGCCAAUCCGUUCCUCGAAGACCCGCACCCACUCGUCGUGCGAUUGCCGUGCCACAAGGACCAUAUCUUCGAUUUGGAGUGCAUUUCUCCGUGGCUGAAGCUCAAUCCAACUUGCCCCAUGGAUCGUCAAGUCUUGCUCAAAAAGAAAGAGCCUCCGGUCGUGGUAGAAGACGAUGAGGAAGAGUUCGAUGAUAUGAUGGGAAAGUCUUCCAAAGACAAGCGAGAUGCCUACUAUCGAUUGGCAAAAGAACAAGGCUGGCGUGCCCGGUCCGCCUUCAAACUGCUCCAACUUGAUGAAGAAUUCAAUCUCUUCGAAGGGGUUACGAGAGUCGUAGAUCUUUGCGCGGCACCUGGAAGCUGGUCACAGGUUCUGUCGAGGAUAUUGAUCAAAGGAGAGAUGAUUGGGCGUGCGGCCUGGGAAGACAAGCGCUAUCGGGAGAUUUUGCGUCUUCGCGAGGUUGAUCCAGCAUCGACUUCGGGCGAGAUCGAUACACCACCGAGUGCCAAACCUAGACAGGACGUGAAGAUUGUUGCGAUUGACCUGCAGCCGAUGUCGCCUCUAGAGGGAAUCACCUGCUUGAAAGCCGACAUCACGCAUCCAUCUACCAUUCCACUCCUGCUCAAAGCCCUGGACCCGGACUACGACGCCUCUCUUGCCACGACUGAAGCGUCUCACCCUGUCGAUCUGGUGCUUUCAGACGGUGCGCCGGAUGUGACCGGACUUCACGACUUGGACAUUUACGUCCAAUCUCAGCUCUUGUGGGCGGCGCUGAACCUCGCGUUGUGCGUGCUCAAGCCCGGCGGCAAGUUUGUGGCCAAGAUCUUCCGCGGCAAGGAUGUCGACAUACUGUACGCACAGCUGAAGACAGUGUUUGAAGGUGUCACAGUCUCAAAGCCAAGGAGUAGUCGGGCAAGUAGUGUUGAGGCCUUCAUCGUCUGCACGAAUUUUCGCCCGCCGAAGGGCUUCACGGCCAGCUUGCAAGAUCCGAUGGGCGCGACGCAGCCCAUGCAGUCCAAAUUGGCGUCGUCACUUGAGCCUUUUGAAAGCCCACGGCGGUACCGAGAGGACGGCGUGACCGAGCUCUUCUUGGAUACUGCGGACGACAACGUAGCCAAGAACAGAUGGAUUGCGCCGUUCUUGGCCUGUGGAGAUCUGAGCGCUUUUGAUGCCGAUGCGAGUCACAAAUUGCCUGAGGGACACGUGAGUCUGGAUCCAGUGCAACCGCCCACUGCUCCACCUUAUCGGUUGGCGCUCGAGGAGCGGAAGAAGAUGGGCGGAGCAUACGGCAAGACGAAGCUUGGCGAAACAAAAUGA
Messenger RNA from Zymoseptoria tritici IPO323, 1744 nucleotides. RefSeq lists its product as uncharacterized. The coding region runs from base 35 to 1744 and encodes 569 amino acids. The record is from RefSeq and is a predicted model, not a curated record. Gene Ontology annotation, molecular function: tRNA methyltransferase activity. The transcript has 6 exons. Lineage: Eukaryota; Fungi; Ascomycota; Dothideomycetes; Mycosphaerellales; Mycosphaerellaceae. Gene Ontology annotation, cellular component: cytoplasm. Gene Ontology annotation, biological process: tRNA methylation; cytoplasmic translation.